AUGGUGGAGAAGAAAUUGAGGGAUAAAGAUGGACGUCGGAGAAUCCUCUUUAAGAGGUUAGACAAGGCACGUAAUUGGCUCAAUGCGGUGCUUGCCAAAUCACCAGUGCAGGACCUUGAGGCUGCUGGAUGGUCCACAGUGCGGGGUUCACACCUCAUCUGUGGCAUCCAAGCCUUUGAGGUAGAGCUGUUCAGGCUGCAGUGGGAUGCGUGGCUUCACAGUCAGACAUCUUCACUUGCGCCAAUGACAACAGCCUGGCAAGCAUUUGCAGCGGCAAAGAAUGCUAAGCGGCCUGCAACGGAGGACGACCAGAUGACCGCAAUCUCCUGGGCUACCAAAGCUCUCAAAGAGGAAGUCAGAGGUCUGACAACAGUGCCGCCGGUGCUGCAUUGGGGUCUGAUCCACACCAAGCAGCUCAAACAGGACAUCAUUGGUCCUCUGCUGUGGAGAAGCCUCAAUGCAGCUACUGAGCUUACUGCAGGGGUCAUGGAAAAGGUCUGGAUGGGCUUUAGAGCAGUGGGGAAUGACAAGGUGAGCACAAAGGCAAAGGACUAUCAAAGCAGGAAGGCAUUGACCUCUUGCACAUAAUACAUGCAUUUAGUGGCUGGAGAUUGCACGCUCUGUGGUACAGGGUGCUGCCCUCACGUCUCAGCCAGCCAGCAACUUGUUUGACCGUGGGGUAACAGUUGCUAAGCAAUGUGCACUGAGCGUCCAGGUGAUUCUGGUCGAUGCAUCUUGCUCUGUCUACACCCUGGGUGUAGACAAAGAGCCCAAGUACUGCUUGGGGGUUGACAAGGAAGGGGUGCCACUUGUGCCUAGCUCUAAGGCUUGGGCCAAGCAAACCUUCUGCAUCCCUCGAGAGCGCUUGCGGGUGGUGGAGGGAGUCAAACCAAAGGUAUCUGAGGCGGAGUAUAAGCUUGAUGCCAGCAUCAGAGCACAUACCGAAUGGAAGAGCAACAAGCUCAACAUUGCUCCGUUGAAGCCUCUUGAGGAUGUGGUGUCACAGGGACAAGAGCCCCAGCUGGCCCUCAUCCUCAAUGCCAACCUGGUGAAGACUCAUGAAGCCACCAAAGAUGUAGAAUUGGUGGAUGGCCAGCUCUUGAGCCAGGCCAGCAUUGCUGCAAUGAAGUGGGAUCUCUUGCACACUGAUGAUUUACUCCUUGGUGUACGCAUGGAUACCCAUGGAGCACAACAGGCUGCUGUGGGGACAGCACUCUGCCAGGCGGCAGUCAAGUCAGCUCUGCUGACUCGAUCAAGCUGGCGGCGGGAGAGUGCACGGACAAACUCUGGGGCUGCUGCAGGGAUUGGAUACCGGUUGGAUCACUGUGGGAAUGUUGGGCCUUACCAAAACACUGGUAAAAAGCUGACUGUAUGUAAUGGAAGGAUUGUUGUAUUGAGAUUUGAGCUGACUGUGUGUUGUCAUUACAGAAAGACCAACAAAACCAACAGGAGGUUCAAGAUGAGAUCAUUUUGGAUUACCUUGAGGGGUUGACAGCUGGAAUCUUGCCUGGACUGCAUAAGGAGCACAGGACAGUUACUAGGGAGGCAGGACUACCAUCUGUGGGGUAUCGAGGGCAUGUGAUGCAGGGAACGGCAGCAACAGGGUAUAUCUCAGGACAUCACACGGUGAGUGGAGAACAGAUUCUCCUUACUGAGUGCUAGCUAAUGUUUGGUUUUUUACAGGAUCCACAUGAUCCAGUGUUCACUGUAGGACUGGAUGUGACAGACAAGAAAAGCUGGGACAAGAUGCCGUCUGGAGGGUAUGAUUUUGGGAUUGGACAACUGGGGAUAAUUAUGCGGAAUGGACCUGGGGUUUUCAUGAUGUGGCGGGGACUAAUAGCCCAUGGGACAACAGUGCCUGGGUGUGAAGAAGAUUUUGAGAGACUGGUGGAAGAGCCUCAGACCUUGGGCUGCGCAGCCUACCUGAAGCCUCCCAUCAUGCAGCAAGCUACAAAACUUACCAAAAGAUUAAUAGCAAGACCACUUGGGGCGCCUGAGGCCAUUAACUUUCAACUUGGUGAUCCCUGUAUAUCAUUUCACUAG
Ceraceosorus bombacis is the source of this 2043-nucleotide messenger RNA. Lineage: Eukaryota; Fungi; Basidiomycota; Exobasidiomycetes; Ceraceosorales; Ceraceosoraceae. The record is from the annotation of a GenBank genome assembly.